AUGUACGAUGAAAUCACAGGAGAAGGAUUGGAGUCCAUCGCGGAGGAUGUUGCCAGAACAAUUGGUAUUGAAGUGGUACACGAAGGCAGAACAACAGACGUAUCCUUUGUGAACAGGCUCGUCCGCAACACCAUUGCGGAUGUGAGGAAACCUUUUCAAGAUGGAGGUCAAAAGAAGUCAAAGAAGAAGAAGAUGGCGUCACCCCGCGUAUUUCUCUCACAUUUUGCCUCAGCAGAUUGCAACAGCAUCUUUGGGGGCAGUUCAGGGAAUCACAUGCCUGGGUCGGAUACUGUCAAGAUUAGCAAUAUCGGGAACUGGCAUAUUGUGGCCAGGAAUAUACCCACACUGUGGCAGUCCGUGGAGUGA
This is a messenger RNA of Seminavis robusta, 366 nucleotides long. The record is from the annotation of a GenBank genome assembly. Lineage: Eukaryota; Bacillariophyta; Bacillariophyceae; Naviculales; Naviculaceae.